AUGGGUUUCAUAUCGCCCUACAUCAUACGCGGAAAGAUACUUAUGCAAGAGAUUUGGACGACUGGAGUUGGAUGGGACGAUAGGAAUCUUGGAUGCCUUGAGCAGAAGGCACAGUGCUGGUUUGAUGAUCUUCGAGAUUUAGGACUCAUAAAGAUCCCGAGAUGCCUCAGACUGGCUUCAACUGAGAAGCUGUUGAGCAUCGAAGUCCAUGCAUUCUCUGAUGCGUCGCAGGAUGCUUAUGGUGCUGUACUUUAUGAGAGAACAACCUACGAGGGAGGACUAAUCAUAUCACAUUUUAUAGUUUCGAAGACUAGAGUUGCCCCGUUGGCUGCAACCUGCAUUCCGAGACUUGAGCUGAUGGGAGCGACACUCGCCUUGCAUUUGACUAUGUCCGUAAUCGCAGCCUUGCAGCUACCAAUGCAGGACGUAACCUUUUGGAGCGAUAGUGCUAAUGUUCUGUGGUGGAUUAGGGGUAGGAGCAGACAGUUUAAACCGUUUGUCGCACACCGUAUCGGAGAGAUACAGACUCAGACCUGCCCAGAUCAGUGGAAGCACGUGCCAACAAAGAUGAAUCCUGCUGACAUCUUAACAAGAGGAGCAAAAGUCAAGGAGUUAUCAGACAACACUCUUUGGUGGAACGGGCCGGAAUUCCUGCUGAAAGAUCAUUCUAAAUGGCCAGAACAGAACUUCGGAGAAGACAAGUCGCCAUCAAGUGAGCGGAAGAAAAGCUCAAAUGGAGUUUUUGUUACAUUGCAGAAGGAACCACAACCGCAAGAUAAGGAGAAAAACAAGCAAGAUGUUGAUGAAGGAGUUGCUCAAGACUGGCGUUUAAACCCAGAGCGCUACUCUAGGUGGGUCAGAUUAACCAGAGUUUCUGCUUGGGUCCACCGUUUUGUAGAAAACUGCCAGCAGCCAGUAGGGCAAAGGAGACAUGGCGAACUCGAUGCAGAGGAGAUCCACGACGCCGAACAUCAGUUCAUAAGACAAGCCCAGCUGGAGACCUUUCCGGCUGAGUACAAGGCCCUACAGAAGAAUAAAGCUUUACCAGUUGCCAGCAGGAUACAGGGACUACGGCCGAUGAUCGAUCAAGAUGGUAUCCUCAGGAGCAACGGCAGACUUGAGAAGGCUGAAUUCCUUGCCUAUGAUGUGCGUUACCCUGUGAUACUGCCACGAAAGAGUUGGGUGACAACGCUGAUCAUAAGGUUUCAUCAUGAACAAGCUAACCAUGCAGCCGGAGUCAAUCACAUAUUAGCGUCAUUGUCUGCAAAGUAUUGGAUACCAGCAGGAAGAGAAGCUAUCCGAGAGUUCGAGAAGUCAUGCUACAAAUGCAGAAGAAGAAAAACUAAAGCAGCAACACAACUGAUGGCGCCACUCCCAAGAGUUAGACUUAGGCUACCACUCCGAGCCUUUGCUCGAACAUCCGUGGAUUUCGGUGGCCCUUACUUGACGAAGCAGGGCCGUGGCAGGAUCCGAACCAAGCGCUACUUAUGCUUGUUUACUUGCUUGCUGUCCAGAGCCGUACACCUCGAAAUGGCGUUUAGCCUUGACACGGACUCGUUCCUGCAUUGUUUCAACCGGAUGAUGAACCGAAGAGGAGUGCCGUUGGAGAUGUACUCGGAUAAUGGUACAAAUUUCGUCAGUGGAGAAAGGGAGCUGCGGGAAUUGGUCGAGCAGUUUGACGAACGCAUGAUUGAGAGACACGGAGCAGUCAGAGGGAUCAAGUGGACGUUCAACCCUCCCCUCGGGCCACAUUUUGGAGGAGUCCACGAGAUCAUGAUUAAAGCCGCUAAGAAAGCUACUGCAGCAAUCCUGGGGAACGCCGACAUAAACGAUGAAGAGUUGAUGACUGCCUUAAGUGGUGCAGAAGCCCUCUUAAACUCCAGGCCCCUAACUUACCAGUCCGCAGACGUUAAUGACGACACACCAUUAACCCCGAACCACCUUUUACAUGGUCAAAUUGGUGGUGAGUUCGCACCUGCAGCUGCUGAUAACGUCGCCUACAACCCAAGGAAGAGAUGGCGACAUGUUCAACGAUUGCUGAAGCACUUUUGGGGGCGCUGGAUGAAAGAGUGGCUUCCAAUGCUACAUCCAAGAAGCAAAUGGGCCCAGGAGCGAAAGGACAUUGAAGUUGGCGAUAUCGUUCUUGUCGUCAAUCCAGAUACGAACAGAGGGAAGUGGCUGCUUGGACGUGUGGUCGAAGUAUGUCUUGGCGGAGAUGGCCAUGUCAGGGUGGCCAAGGUGCAGAUCGGGAAACACGUGAUGACACGUCCUAUCACCAGACUCUGUCCACUAGAAUGUGCAUAA
This is a messenger RNA of Lineus longissimus, 2304 nucleotides long. RefSeq lists its product as uncharacterized. The record is from RefSeq and is a predicted model, not a curated record. Gene Ontology annotation, molecular function: nucleic acid binding. NCBI's taxonomy places the organism in Eukaryota, Metazoa, Nemertea, Pilidiophora, Heteronemertea, Lineidae. The transcript has a single exon. Gene Ontology annotation, biological process: DNA integration. Bases 1 to 2304 code for a protein of 767 amino acids.